AAGAAUUACUAGCCAAAUCUGCCGUGAGCAUUCUUCAUAAGCUGUGAGCUCAGCUCAUCGUCAUCCAUUCCUCCAUCGCGUGGCAAAACUACGAACCCCCUUCCACAAUGGACCACCCACCGGAAAUCGUUGCACUGCUGCAGAAAUAUCCCUCAUUGAGAGGGCCAAUAGAGACUGGUGUCGAAUCCCACGAUGGCCGCGAAGAGAGGCUCCUCGAGUUCAUCCUCUCUCAUCCCCAUCUAGAGGACAUGAGAAACAACCCCUCCAAGCUGCUCUCCGUCAUUGAUGAAUUCUCAGCCAAGCAUGACUUCCUCAUCAGCAUCGGCGGCCACAAGGCCAAGAUCAUGUCCGACUUGGUAGCGGAAGAAAAACCACAGACCCUCGUCGAGCUGGGUGGCUAUCUCGGAUACUCGGCCAUUCUGCUCGCAGACGCAAUGCGCCGCAACAGCAAGCCGGGCCAGCAGCCCCGCGUUUGGAGUCUGGAGAUGAGCAGCGAGUUUUCGGCCAUUGCCAGAGAGCUGAUUAUGCUUGCAGGGCUGUCCGACAUUGUCAAGGUCGUCACUGGCCCGGCGGAAGAGUCUCUCCGCAAGCUGCACAAAGAGGGCACCUUGACGAAUAUCGACUUUUUAUUUUUGGACCACGUCGAGGAUCUGUACCUCCCUGAUUUCAAGGUUUGUGAGGAACUGGGACUCUUGCAGCAGGGCGCGGUCAUUGCGGCCGACAAUGUGGUGAGGCCCGGCGCCCCUGGAUACCGCAAGUUCGUGAGGAGCCAUCCGAGACUACAGAGUAACGGAGUGGUGGGUUUGAUUCAGCCUGGAGACCUCGAGGAUGAAAUAGAAAUCAGCCGUGUUACGAGUUCGGCCUAAAACAUUUGCUGAUACGGUUCGGUUUGAGAGGUGCAAAAGGCAGACUUUUACUGCUAUUAAUCUUGGAUGUAACAUCUACCGUCGCUCUCAAUUGCUACCAUGAAAGACAAGUGCCGCAAUUUCUCAUUUCAUAUAUCCCACCCAACAUGGGACACACAUUCUCUAGGAGCAUAGUAUUUCCUGUUUCAUACAUGACAGCGAGAUACCACCUUAUUAUUAUCGAUAUGUGUUCCGCACCUC
Molecule: messenger RNA, 1106 nt
Organism: Trichoderma virens Gv29-8
Lineage: Eukaryota; Fungi; Ascomycota; Sordariomycetes; Hypocreales; Hypocreaceae
Exons: 3
Coding region: 108-866 (252 amino acids)
Molecular function (GO): O-methyltransferase activity
Source: RefSeq, a predicted model, not a curated record